Messenger RNA from Danaus chrysippus (African queen), 2220 nucleotides. Lineage: Eukaryota; Metazoa; Arthropoda; Insecta; Lepidoptera; Nymphalidae. The record is from the annotation of a GenBank genome assembly.
AUGGAACUAGCACGCUUUGUGUCUUAUAGAUCAUGGUUAUUACUUAUUGUGAUAUUGUCAUAUUGUAAUUGUUUGACGCCGCAAUGUAGAAAUGAAAAAGGUGAAGCUGUGGACUGGUUCUAUGUAUAUAAAUUACCUAGAGAAAAGAACCAUUUAAAUCCACUAGUGCGUAGAGGAGUUGCUUACAUGCAUCUGACACCAUCUAAGUUAAGAGGUGGCUGGAUCAUGUCAGAUUUGGCAAUAAGUGAUCCUCGGUCUAUGGUGGGAAAAACAUUAGCACCAUUAUAUCAGGAUAAAAAUAUUAUAUCAUUAGUGUAUAAUGAUCAACCUCCAGCUACGGAAAAUCAACCAGAUCUACUUCAAUCCGUUGCUGAAAUGUAUUCAAGGAGCAAGAAAGGACAGUUGAAGCAAGUGGGUGUUAAAAAGUACAAGAAGUUCAAGUUAGGUGAUAAAUACUAUGAUGAUUAUGACUUAGCUGAAAUGUGUAAAAUGCAUUCAAAAUUCAUGAAGACAAGAGUCGAAAGUGGUCACACUAAGGGAGUUAUUUUAGGAGAUAAGUUUACAUCACUGUGGCUUGUUCAUUCAGUGCCUAGAUUCCCACCUUUACCAGAUAUUAAUAGUAUGAACAUGAGUUCCUAUGGUUAUCCAACAACGGGGACAAAAUAUGGUCAAUCAUUUCUAUGUGUGUCUGUACAGACAUCAACACUCAAUCAGAUUGGAACACAAUUGAAAUAUAAUGAGCCACUAAUAGUGUACAGUCAUAUUCCACAGGAGUUUGACAAUGAGUUGCCAAACUUAGUUGAAGUUGUAAGGAACAAAACUAUUGAUGUAUCACCCUGGUACCAUAUAGAAAGUUUUGAAACUUUAGUUGGUAGGAAGUUUCUAUCAUUUGCGAAGAGUGCAAUGUUUAAUGAUGACUUGUACAGUGGUUUAGUGGCUGAAGUUCUACAAUCAGAUCUUCUAGUGGAAUCUUGGACUAAUGGACCCGGGACUUUAGACUCGGAGUGUACAAGGAACUUCCAAGUCCGUAACAUAGAGCGUUUGAAGUUUCCCAUCGCUAAGAUGUCGUUCACUUCUCACAAUGAUCACUCCAAGUGGGCGGUUGCCGUCGCUCAUAAAAUGCACAACAGCCAAGACACUAAAGUAGCUGACUAUUGGGUCUGUGUUGGAGAUAUUAAUAGAGCGUUACCCCAGGAGUCACGUGGCGGGGGUACCGUUUGUACGUCAGGCCCCAUACUGUGGGGUAACUUCGCUCACCUCAUAGAGAGCGUUCAAACGUGGUAUAUUUACAAGCCUCCCAGCGAUGUGGUGCCCUUCCUCGAGUUUGGUCGUAACUUUACAUACAUUACACCGGAGUCUAAGGGACGAUGGCAACAAUCAAGGAAAUAUAUAACGUCUAAUUCAAUGCUCCAACACACUCUAGCUCCUAUAUACAGGCCAACGUACACAGACUAUCUGGCACUAGCGGUAUAUGAUCAACGCAAAGGUAACAAACGUAUCUCAGGAUCACUCGCACGAGGUGUGCUCAUGGCUGAUGAGAUGGGAGGAGUUUGGAUACAUCAUACAGUCCCUGGACUUGUUGAUUUAAACAGCGACCGUCCAACAUUCCCUGAAAGCGAGAGUCCAUAUGGCCAUCUUAUUAUGUGUAUGUCACUUGAUUUAGACACUAUUAAUAUGAUUGCUUAUAAUCUGAGAAACGUAUACCCAAAGCUGACGUAUUUAAAAAUACCCAAACGAAUACAGAGUUUACUGCCUAGUUGGAGGUCACUUGAGCUACCAUUAAAGAGUCACGUUAUAAAAAUGCAGCCCUUUAUACCUCGUGACAAUUCAAUAAGAGCAGAACUCCUCACAAGACCUCCCGGUGACAGAGACUCUAUAUAUGAAGCGUUUGCAAACUCCAAGAACAUUGUUUUGGACGUUUUUGGACAAAGCGGAUCGUUGUGUAAAAAGAAAUAUGGCGUUCGAAGUAUUCAGAGUAUAUCAUUGAAAUAUCCAGAGAAAGUUUAUUAUUUGAACAACAAAACGGAUAAAAUGCAUUUCGCUGUUAGCACAGCAGCUCACUGGCAGGUCCUGGGUUCGGGUCCCCGUCAAUACUGGACGUGUAUUAGUAAUUUAUUUAUGGACAAUAGACACGACUUGGGAGGCGAUCUUGUAUGUGUUGAGGAUUAUAAGGUUUGGCUUACUUUUGACAAUUUGAAAGUCAAAGAGCCUGAAUGUUAG